Aureobasidium musti is the source of this 2555-nucleotide messenger RNA. Lineage: Eukaryota; Fungi; Ascomycota; Dothideomycetes; Dothideales; Saccotheciaceae. The record is from the annotation of a GenBank genome assembly.
AGACGACGAACAAGAUGAUGGCCUCACGCAUCUUGUCUCGUUUCCUCCCUUCAGCUGAUGAUGGCGCCUACGAACAGGACUACCGACACGACCAUGGCCACACGCCCGACCGAGCUGAACGAGGGCUGAGAGAUUCGUCCGAUGAGCAUGAGCUUAACGCUCUCAUAGCUGGAGACGCUGAGCCCGACCUCGAUUUUGAUCCGCACCAGCCUUCAACUUCCCGACCUCAUGGCGACGAAGACAUUCCAGCUUCACUGCUUAUGGAAGACAAGCCCGACCAGAGCACAUUCGCUCCAUCGCCGAACCAUCGAACCGAAGCACAAUGGAGAAAGACCCAAGAACGCCAACAACUGCACCCUGAAGAUCGACCUCGUCCUGCCGUCUCGCAUGCACCCAAUCAAGAUGCUGUUCUUAAAGAACAAGCCAUGUGGCUCUGGACAAACGUUCAGAACUUGGACGCCUUCCUGCUUCACGUCUACCAAUACUUUACUGGACAUGGUAUUUGGUCUAUCUUGUUGUCGCGCUUCAUACACCUAGCCACAACCGCCUUCCUCUUCAGCCUCUUCAUGUUUCUCUCGACUUGCGUCGACUACGCCAAGAUCCCCAGUAGCAAGGGCACCUCGGAAGUUUUGAUACCCCAGUGUAUGAAGAAGUCGUCUUGGAUAAAGAGUCUGUUGUUAUGGGCAUUUUGUUUCUGGUGGAUCAAGACCUUCUGUGGUUACAUUGCCGACAUCCCGAGGUUGCGUAAGAUGGAGAUGUUUUAUCAGCAUCUGCUAGGCAUACCCGACACCGAUAUCCAGGCUGUUUCAUGGGAGAGAGUAGUUCAAGGGCUCAUGAAACUUCGUGAUCUCAAUCCGGAAACUGCUGAUACCGUUCCUAAGUAUCUGAAGACGACAGGAAAGCAAUCCAAGCAGAAGAUGGACGCUCAUGAUAUUGCCAAUCGCUUGAUGCGUCGCGACAACUACAGCAUUGCCCUCUUUAACAAAGAGAUCAUCGAUCUAACUCUGUCAAUACCCAUACUGGGCAAUCGCCAAUACUACUCGAAGAGUCUAGAGGACUGGCUCGACGGAUGUUUUUCUAACUUCAUCUUCGAUGACCAAGGCCAAGUUGAUCCGUCGUGUUUGCANAGGAAAGACAGGCAUCGCCUGAUCCAGAUUCUACGUCAACGUCUCCGCUUUUUCGCCAUUAUGAGCAUUUUCAUGGCCCCAUUCACGAUCACUUUGCACUGCAUCUACUAUUUUUCACGAUAUUAUGCUCUGAGUGCACCAGUGCUAAUAUACUCCAGNGAAUUCCGCGCUAGCCCUUCAGCCAUUGGAGCUCGUACUUUCACCCCUCUGGCAGAAUGGAAGUUUCGCGAGUUCAACGAACUUGACCAUGAUUUCCGCCACCGCAUCAAACAAGCACAUCCUAUGGCGGCAGCUUAUCUCGACCAGUUUCCCAGAGAUAAGACCCAUCAAUUCCUGCAGUUUGUCAGUCUGGUCAGUGGUACUCUAGCAGGCCUGUUGACCAUCGCUACCUUGUGGGACUCUGAACUCUUUCUUGGAUUCGAGAUUACGCCUGGCCGUACAGCUUUCUUCUACGUCUCCAUACUACUGGCAGUGGCUACAGGAGCCCGUAGUGCUAUCCCUGACGAAAGCAAAGUACACGAGCCCAUCUUCCAUCUGAAGAAUGUGAUUAGCGCCAUACACUACUGCCCAGCCAGAUGGAAGAAUCAGCUACAUAGCGACGAAGUUCGCGUCGAGUUCUCUGCUCUAUACCAGAUGAAGGUUAUGAUCUUCCUCGAGGAGAUACUCAGUCUUCUUAUUGCUCCUUUCAUUCUAUGGAGAAAUUCUGGAAAGCGAAGCGAAAUGAUCAUUGACUUUUUCCGCAACUCGACAGUCCAAGUCGAUGGUCUUGGCUAUUUAUGCACAUUUGCCGUGUUUGAUUUCAGGAAGAGCAAGAACGUCGAAGACGACGUGGGUAAAGAUGUAGAUGGACUGCGUGGGGAUUACUUCGGCACCAAGGACGACAAGAUGGCCAUGUCGCAAUACUACUUCAUGGAACGGCUCAGCAAGUACGACAGACAGCAGGCGUUCCGCCAGAAUCGUGCUCGUGGUAUACAACUCCCACCUGCCUUCCCUCCGUUAGAGACUGCAACGCGACAGACUGCCGUUGGUAGAAGCCGAAAUGUAAGGGAGCCUCCAUCACAUCAACCAUCACCACAUCAGUCUCUGUUACUAGACGUUCCACGACAGAAGUCUGCUCCUGCAACCACCAAACGUUCAGGAGGUCAAAGAUUGACGCAGCUUCGUGCAGGUGGUAAGCGUCCAAGCGCGCCUGAGUAUCUCAGUCCUGAUGAGGGUGAAGAGGAUCACAUGGCAGGUUUGGAUGCCCUGACCACAAGCAGGCUUAUUGAAGAAGACGAGGACUUGUCUCCCUCGUGGAAGACAUUUAACGAGAACGCUGACACAGAGGAGUCAGAGGCGGGCAAUGAGCGCCGUCCGAAUAAUGGAGUCUUGGGCCUUCUGGUCGAAUACUCCAAAGCCCAUUCGGGCAGCAAGGGGCCUAAGCUGGGU